AUGAUUCGCGCAUCGCGGAACUCCUGGGGGAGCUGCACCAGCUCAUCAAACAGACACAGGAGGAGCGGGUCGCGGAGCGAGCACAACCUAGUCAACAUCCAGAAAACACAUGAGCGGAUGCAGACAGAGAACAAGAUCUCCCCCUAUUACCGGACCAAGCUUCGUGGACUCUACACGACUGCCAAAGCUGAUGCGGAGGCUGAGUGCAACAUCCUACGCAAGGCGCUGGACAAGAUUGCAGAGAUCAAAUCCCUUCUGGAGGAGCGGCGCAUUGCUGCCAAGAUUGCCGGGCUCUAUAACGACUCAGAGCCGCCCCGCAAGACCAUGCGCCGGGGCGUCCUCAUGACCCUCCUCCAGCAGUCAGCCAUGACGCUGCCCCUGUGGAUCGGCAAACCUGGGGACAAGCCGCCCCCACUCUGCGGUGCGAUCCCCGCAGCCAGCGAUUACGUGGCCAAGCCGGGGGACAAGGUGGCCGCUCGUGUCAAGGCUGUGGAUGGGGACGAGCAAUGGAUCUUGGCCGAGGUGGUGAGCUACAGCCACGCCACCAACAAGUACGAGGUGGAUGAUAUCGAUGAAGAAGGCAAAGAGCGUCACACCCUGAGCCGCCGCCGCAUCAUCCCAUUGCCCCAGUGGAAGGCGAACCCUGAGACAGACCCUGAGGCGCUGUUCCAGAAGGACCAGCUGGUGUUGGCGCUGUAUCCCCAGACCACCUGCUUCUACCGGGCCCUGAUCCACGCCCCACCCCAGCGGCCCCAGGACGAUUACUCGGUGCUCUUCGAGGACACGUCCUACGCGGACGGCUACUCCCCACCCCUCAACGUGGCCCAGAGAUAUGUGGUGGCCUGUAAGGAGACCAAGAAGAAGUGAGGUGGUGGCCUGUAAGGAGACCAAGAAGAAGUGAGGUGGUGGGGGCGGAGCUUGGGGGGCGCCCGUGAGUAUAAUAAAGGC
This is a messenger RNA of Malaclemys terrapin pileata, 948 nucleotides long. Its product is annotated as SAGA-associated factor 29-like. Bases 1 to 867 code for a protein of 288 amino acids. Gene Ontology annotation, cellular component: SAGA complex. The transcript is spliced from 9 exons. The record is from RefSeq and is a predicted model, not a curated record. NCBI's taxonomy places the organism in Eukaryota, Metazoa, Chordata, Testudines, Emydidae.